UGUUCCUGCCUCUCCGAGUCGCGAGUUUUGUUGUGCGGAAGUAUAAAAAUUCGAUACAAGCCAUCGAAAAGUGGGCCAUUCGGGCGGUGUCCUGCCAGGACCUGCACUAGUGUGAGCGAGCACUGCACUUUGGCGGAAGAGAGAGAGAGUUUAAAUAUAGCUGACCUUUCUGUCGAGGCCAAGAUAGCGAACCUGUCGACCGGAGUAUCGACCAGUCCCGCCUCGGGACUGGGAAUCGUGGGCAUCCUGCCCUGCUCGCUCCAUUGGCAGCCGCCGGGCAAGGCGCCCAAGUUGCUGAGUUACUCCUCCGGUGCCCGUGCAACCAGUCAGCCCUAUGCGAUGUCCGCCUCCGGGAACAGUUGCUGCAGCACCAGGACACCAGGUUGCUGCCAGGACUGCAGUGGCUACCAGCAGGAGUACGAGCACUUGCCUGUUCCGCGUCUGCAGCACCAACAGCCGCCACCGCCGCUCUACCAAAAUCAACAGCAGAAGCAGGAGCAUCAACAAGGCAGCUGCCUUACCACCUUGCAGCAGACAACCACAGCUUCAUCCAACUGUUCAUACGGCAAUUGUCUGAUGCCAACAACUGCAACUACGAGCACUUAUGUGAGCAAUAUUGGAACAGAGCAGCCGCUGUUGACUAUGCAACAUUGUCAUUCUCAUUGCAACAUGCAACAUUGCAACAGCACCUGCGGCAGCAACAAGGCACCUGCUAUUUACAAUAACAUACCUGCCCAGUCGAUGAUCUUUGUACCCGUGAUGUUGCCCAUGCAACAGCAACAUCCCCAACAGCAGCAGCAUCAUUUGCAUACGCAACCUCCUCUGCCACCGCCGGAGGAUUGCAAGCCAUUGUUGCUGGCCAAGAGCGUACCACCGCCGCCACAGCCACCGCCUAUGCUCACCCACUUCCAGGCGAUGAUGCAACCACCACCACUACCACCUUCACCGAUGAUGCCUCCACAACGUUUUCCCAGCAGGACUCCUACCACGCCCCCCCUGCCGGGUACCUACCGCGUUCAGAGCCUCAAAUCCGCGGCUGCUGCGGCGGUCAGUGAUUACCAGCGGAAUGGCAAAUUGCCCAGGAACCUGCCCGCCCUGCGUGCCAUGGAAAUGGCGUUGCGUACCAACUCCUUUGCCACGCCCCCUCCACCGCUCCCUGUCCCACUACCACCGCCUCACGCAGCAAGGACCGAAGGAGGCGGACAGGACAUGGAGGACUCUGACGAGGAAAUGGAGUACAUGCCGCCGCUGCACAAACAAUUCCACAUCUUUGUCGGCGACUUGAGCUCAGAAAUUGAAACUCAGCAAUUGCGCGAAGCAUUCACACCAUUCGGCGAAAUCUCCGACUGUCGCGUGGUGCGCGAUCCACAAACCUUGAAGUCGAAGGGCUAUGGCUUUGUGUCCUUCAUCAAGAAAUCGGAAGCCGAAAGCGCCAUUACGGCCAUGAAUGGCCAGUGGCUUGGCUCCCGCUCAAUUCGCACGAAUUGGGCCACACGGAAACCGCCGGCGAGUAAAGAGAACAUCAAGCCGUUGACCUUCGACGAGGUCUACAAUCAGAGCAGUCCCUCCAAUUGCACCGUUUACGUGGGCGGCGUCAACAGCGCCCUCACCGCCCUCAGCGAGGAGGUCCUCCAGAAGACCUUCGCCCCCUACGGCGCGAUACAGGAGAUUCGCGUCUUCAAGGACAAGGGAUACGCUUUCGUGCGCUUCUCCACCAAGGAGGCGGCCACCCACGCCAUCGUGGGCGUACACAACACCGAGAUCAACGCCCAGCCGGUGAAGUGCUCGUGGGGCAAGGAGAGUGGUGACCCCAACAAUGCGCAGACCAUCGCCACCCAGGCGCUGAACAGUGCCGCCGCCGCUGCCGCCGGUUUCCCGUACGGAGUGGGCGCGGCUGCCGCCGCCGCCGCCUACGGACAGCAGCUGGCCGCCACGGGCUGCUGGUACUCGCCCACGCCCACCUACCCGGCCUCCUCGGCCACCGCCGCAGCGGUGACCCCAGCGGCGGCCAGUGCAGCCGCCGUGCAGAACCAGUUCCUGCAGGGCAUCCAGGGCUAUCACUUCGGCCAGUACGGCGGAUAUCAGCAGGGAUACAUGGGCAUGGGAGUGCAGAUUCCGGCCACCUGGCAAGGCGUCACCCAGGCGCAGAUCUCACCUGCCCAGCAGCUGGCAACGGGCGUGGCCGGCACCGCCAUUCCGCAGGCCGCCGGCGUGGUGGCCUAUCCGAUACAGCAGUUCCAAGUGAGCCCCCAGGUUUAUCCUCUACUCUUGCAGGCACAGUAAACGCCAAAAGCCAAAAACCGAAAAUCCAAGCAAAAUUUUUAAGUACAGCCGCAAUUUUCUGAACAGAAACAAAACCAAACUGAGCUGUAAAUAAAAUGCGAAGCGCAGAACACACAAAUUACAAAACAAUUGAUGGCAUCUUGAAGUUUGGCGAUUUUAGAGAGCUGCACCCCAGAAACAAAAAGCAAGCGCGAAUGCAAAAUCCGAAAUCCCACACCCACAUAAAUAUAUAUAUAUCUUUAUAUAUAUAUAUAAAACUAGAGCAUAAUUAUCUGUCAACGCCCGUUGAAAAAGCUUCGCGGGAAGCAAACAAUUAUUAUGUAUAUGCAAACAAAAAAAAAAAAAGAAAAUGAAAAGAAAGCGAACAUAUUUUUAACCCUAGUUGCUUACACCACCACACACACAAACACACCUCGAACCACAUAUUUUAAUGCUUUAUGUAAUUGUGUUGGAGCACGGCGCGCAUAAAAAAAUAACAACAAUUAUUAAUUUAAUAAGGCAGCGGGAGAAAUUGGGGGCCAGGAUUACAAUUUGGUCGAAGGAAAACAUAAAUCGAGUGGGUUGUUGCAGCCUAAAUCAAACAUAGUCGCGGCAUUAAAUUAAAGUAAACAUAAUUAAAAAUGUGUUAAAAUUAAUUACGCGCACACAGACAGGCCGACACACGAAUUCAAGCAAAUAUGUAUGUGUGUGCGUGUACGCAAACAGUCCUUAACCCCACAUCCUCCGGAUGAAGCAUCCCUCUCACAGCAGGACCCGCAUCAUUUUGCAUUGCCUACUUUUGUGCGCAGUUUGGUUUUAGCUUAGCACAGACACACACCUUUACACUACCUUUGCUGGGCGAGUGAAAGUCGUUUCCUAUUCAUCCAGCUUUUGCCCACUAAUAAGUGAUUAGUGUGUGAAAUUAAAAUGGAAUCAAAAGAAAAGAGAAUUUAGAGGGAGAGCAACUUUCACUCACCCGCUCACACUUAGCACUAGUGCCUAUAAACUAUGAUAGAUGAUACUGCUUAGAAAUAACUGCCAGUUAUCGGGCCAAGUGCAGUUGAUUGGCCAACUAGCUCGUCAUGUCCUGCUAAAUAUCAUUUCCUAUAUAGAAUGCAACUGAAAGUUCACGCACUCACACCGAUUUGUGAUCGAUCAGCAAUCGAAAGACAGGUUCCUACACACGCACACUCACACGGUCUCACCAGCACUCGCAGUUCGAAGUAUCUGAAUAUAAAAUAAUCAUAUAAAGUACAGGAACGUCCAGCCCAGCCCAUCCCGGCCUAGUCCAUAAAUUGCUUAAAAGUUCACAUCCUAAUUCAUUAUGACUUUUCGCUUCACUUUCAACAAGCGCUUCAGGAGAGCCAUGUACAAAGCAGCCGCAAAAAUGUUUCAAACUCCCUCCAAACAACUUACUCUUGAAAACACGCCAGUACUAAUCCAUGUUUGUACAUGUUACGUUUAUGGUUUUAUUUCAGUUGCCAGAUGAGGAGUGGCUAGCUGCAAAUUUGUUGUGUUAGUUCUCUGUUGUUUAGGCCAAACGAAAGCGAUAAGGAAACCCAAAGCAAAUCAAGUCAAAUCGAAUCAAACCAAACAAAACCAAACCAAACCGAAACCGAACCGAUAACCAAACAGAAUAUCCAAGUAGCUAAAAAUAUGUAUGUGGUAUGAGAAUGAGUAAAAUAUAGAAAGAUAGAGAGAGCAGAACUCCCCUACACAAGUAAAAUAUAUUGAAAACAAUCAAAGUAUGCCAUCGAAUGAUAUUAAUUGAUAUUAGCUAAUCGAGCAUAGCCGUAAUAAAGUAGAUAUUAUCGCCUAAUCAUAUAAGCCAAUAAACACACUUGCAGCCCAAAAACAGAGACAGUUUCGCAGGACAUAGGACAAGAUAUCCCAGAGGCAAGCAUUAAUCAACUUAUAGACAACACGACACACUCACACGAAGCUAUAGGGAUCGAGAAUACAUAGCAUAACAUGAAUGUGAAACAUAAAAAUAGUCAUAUGGUAAAUACAACUAAAAGUGUAGAGUAUAUUAAUGUAAAGUGGUAAAGUCUAGACUUAGAGUUGGUUGAUAAGUACAUAGAGUAUACAGCAUAUGCAUUAAACAAACAUGCUUAUAUAACAUAUAUAUACAUAUAUAUAUAUAUAUAUACAAGCCGUAUAGAGAACACUCACACUACAGCGCCCACUCACACAGAAACAUGCAUACACUCACACGGUGUUUACAUAUAGAGAAGAAAAACUAGAUGCGAGCAACGUAUGGUAAAUGAUAUUUAUUGUUUAUUGUGUUGUGUGCGUUGGAUGAUAAAUCACAAAUAGAUGUUCAAAAUGAAAACCAAUUAAAACGAUGACAACAAGAACAACAGGCAGAAAUCCCAAGUACUAGAAAUAGCAAUACGCAUACGUAACGUAAUCGCAAUCGCAUCGCAUCGCCAUACGUAUCGGACAAUUAAGCUGCAAAGGACGACAGGACGAAGGGACGAGGCUUGAUUUGCAUUUGACACGCCCCAAUCCCCAGCGAAUUGUAGCGUGGAAUUUGUUAUGUCAUUUUUUAGUGGAAUUUUUGCAACAAACGGAGCAGAGCAUUUAGUUACACACGCGGGUGUGGCCCUAGCACCACUAAAUGUCUAUCGAUAAUACCCACACACGGCUAUACACAAAUACAGAUGUGUAUUCAUAGGAUGCGCUCACUCAGUACGAUAAGAUGGGUCGGGGAUUUUAGCCAAGGAUCUGAGGAUCAGCAGGACACACAGUCCUACGGGGCAAUCGUACUGUAUAUUUAAAUGUUUUUAGCACUAGAAUCUAGAGAAACUACGAGGCGCAUGGCAUGCGACUUAGAUGUAGAUGUGAUUUUAAAGUGGGCGGGAUUGGGCCGGAUUAAUAAUGCAAGCAAAGUGAAGCUGACAAAUGCAUUUUUUGUUGUUAUUUUAUUUUCUAGAAUUUUGUUAAGUAUAACGAAAAUGCGAGAACAAAAAUUUGAAACGUUGUUGACCAAACGAAAAAUAUAAUAAUCUUAAUAACAGUUUUGCAGAAAACAAAAAUUUGGCUAGGAAAACAAAGAAAUUAAAAACAUUUAUAAGUGAACAAGUUUAUAGUUAAGACGAAAAAUACAAAAAAAAAUAUUAUCGGUUUGUUUGUUAAUGUUUGCGCUACAUAUCAGUAAAGAGUUAAAAUGGGUAGUUGGCACGUAGAAAUAGUGAAGAGUUGGAAACUAAAUAAGAAUUAACUGUGGAUGGUAAUAAGCAUAAAACAAGCUGACAAAGACGACGAACUAAAUAAUAUACAAACAUAAAACAAAAGCAUUAAAAUAUAUUAAUAACAGCUGUAACUGUAUGUAUUUAUGUUGUGUAACUAUAAACUGUGCUAAGUCAUUUAUAUACGUCUAUAUAUAUAUAUAUAUGAACAUAUACAAAGUAUUUAUACACAUGGCAGCCCACGUCACAUAUACAGCAGAGAGGUACUAAUCCUGGCAAAAGGAUUUGCCCAUCCAAAAACAGAAACAAAAAGAGAAAGAAAAGCACUACAAGGAUACUGUGUAGCUGCACUAUAUUGCCGCAUGAUUAUUAUUAUUAAUAUUAUUCAUCGACUCAGGUUCUGUUCCGAUCAUAGCCCGUUUCCACCAUUAGUCGAGCAUAAUUCAAUUCCGAGUCCUUCGCUUUGAGUUACUAAUUCGGUUUGGGUUCAAAGCCAACUACACACUGAAACGAUUGCAGUUAUUAACCAUAAACUACAAUUACCAAUUAGUCAAUUCGAAGUGUAAUUAACUGGAGUGCUGAAACAGGAGCAGUUAGCGAAAUUUACCACACGCGAUGCAUAUGGAAGCACAUAGCAUAAAUUAAACUAAACGGGGGGAGAACAAAUUUUAACGAGAUCCAAUUGCAGCAAGGCGAAACCGAAAAUCAAUCAAAUAAAAGUAUUAUCUAAGCUACAAACAAUUAUAUAUAUUUACAUGCAGGCAGACCCUUCAACGUGAAUGGCAGUGCAUACUAUUAUCCCAGUUCUGAGUGUGUGUUUCCGUAAGUUUAAUUACACACCAGCAAGGAUAAGGCAGGAGAAUAUGAUUUGCGGAUACAACCGAAUGCAAAGCACAUAUAUUAUAGUAAACGUACUAGCCACGAGAGCAGUAGUUGGAACCAAAUCAAAAUCAGCAUCUAAACUCAGCAGGCAAACAGGAUAUUUUUGUUCAAUAAAGCAGACGGAAUGAAGGGCAUGUUAUGCAAUUAAAAUUACACUAAGAUUGUAAACAAAUCAAAUGCAAAUGUAGAAAAAAUCAAACGAUGAGCAAACAACCAAAAGCUGCUAACAAAACAAACAUCAAAAGGAGAACAAAAGCUAAAACCGAAAAAGUUUUGAAAGCCAUUCGACACAAGGACAGAACACACUCACAGAUACAGAUACGGAUACAGCUACAGAUACAGAUACAAACGCAAACAUAGAUAUCGAUAUUAUACGAACAAUAUAUAUAUAUAUAUACAUAUAUAUAUACAGACGUAAAAUAUGAUAAGUAAAUAGCAAAUAACUAAAGUAAACAAAGUAUAGAUAUCGACUGCAGUAUUGCAAAUAUUUUGUAGAAAUUUAAGCAUGUUUGAGUGUGUUUUAGGACAAGGAAAACACAAAGGCGUAGGGCAAACAGGAUGAAAAAAUCGAAAACAUUGUAGCGGAAUAUAAGGGCCGAAAACAUAAGCAAACAACCAAAACAACCAAACAAAACAAGAACAAAGCCGAAAAUUGGAAACCUAAUGCAUAAGCUAAGUAUUAAAUAUACACUAAAACAGAAAUAUAUAUACAAUUUAAAUACGGCAUCACCAGUCACACGGACAUACACACAUAAGAACGGCAUUUGCAUAAGAAAACACACAAGUGAAACAACGUAACGAAUAUUAAAAGAGUUAAUCAAAUUAAGCAUAACAAGAAAUUCAAAGGAAAAAUAUUUAUAGUUGAAAACAAAACAAACAAAUAAAAACCCGGACAAUUUGGUUGCGUAUUUGUAUACCAACGCGCCAAAGAAACCCGAAUAACCCGGCAGCGAAAUGCAAGCAAAAUAUUUUACAACAAUGUCAGCGAGGAGCGGAGGUCACCACCUCAUCGCAGCAGAGGUGACCCCGACCAGUGGGGUAAGGUUUUAGAGCUAGACGCUGGAUUGCCAUAAGAGGCGAAAUGCAUAGAGAAAUUAUACUUAGGUGACAGCAAAAAUGAGAAGAAAAAAAAAACAAAAUACAAAAUAACACAGAAACAAGAGUGUAAUAACAGGCGGGAUGGAAAACAAAGAACAACUGCAACAUAGAAAUGAUGAAAAUAAGUAAAUAUACCGAAUAAACAACAAAAAUUAUAUUAUGUAUACAUAAAUAUAUUGAAAGAAAACAAAUAAAAACGAACAAAAAAAUUUUGUAAAAAUAAAA
Molecule: messenger RNA, 7658 nt
Organism: Drosophila simulans
Lineage: Eukaryota; Metazoa; Arthropoda; Insecta; Diptera; Drosophilidae
Product: RNA-binding protein 208
Exons: 10
Coding region: 340-2283 (647 amino acids)
Molecular function (GO): RNA binding
Source: RefSeq, a predicted model, not a curated record